AUGGUUGAUUUGCUGCUGGUGGUCUUGUCAGAGUUGGUCCCGUUGACCUUCGCUUUGAGGGGUUUCUUGUUGCGCAAAGGAUUCUGGCAUGGCUACAUGCAAGGCGGGCUGGUCGCUGCCUUUCUACUGACUGUUGCAGUUCUCCUGGCAGACUUGGCCAUUGCUAUCCAUGGGUUGCAAGCGCAACAGGCACUGCGACAUAUCUACCAUGUGCUGGACAAGCACAAGAUCUUCCCGGGGAUCCUGUCCGUCCGGUAUGACACCUUUCGGGCACACUUUGAGCAAGUCUCAAGUGAAGAGUCCAGUGAGAGAAGUUGCCAGCGUACGGAAACCCAAGCUGGUCGCAGAAGCGUUUUCAGGGCCGUUGCGGGGUCGGACAGUUGGGCCUCGAGCCGAGCAGCGAUGUCGGGAAUUUGGCAAAUUCCUUCAGUGCUGGGGGCGUGGACCGUGAUCUCCGCCCUGGCCAUGCAGGAAGUGAUCGAUUUUCCAGUGUGCAUCAGUGCCAUCAUGAUGGUGAUCACGGUGGCUACGAUGUCCUUGAAGAUGGCCUGGACUUUUCCAGACAUUGCAGGACCCUUUUACACCGUGAUUCUCAUUUUCUUCGUCUCUGCAGCUUUGGGAUUGCAGGUUGGUGGAGCCUUCUCACUGGCUCCCAAGGCUGCAGUGGAGCCUUUGAUGAAUUCUCGCCCAGGCGAUGAACCCUUGCUGCCUCUGUGGCGCGGGACUGUCGGGGGGCCAGAGAAUGAGUUGAAUGACAUGCCGCCCUAUGCUGCCUGCCACAUCACCUGGGGCUCGCGUGACGCUCAGCUCUCGCAGCUGGACCGCGGGAACACGGCGGACAUGGCGGCCUUGGCCCUUAUCGCCUACGAGGAAAACUGCGACGAGAUGGAUCGAUUGCUCAAGGAGAGCUUUGGCAAGCGAUCCCCAAGGUUGGAGCAUUGCAGCAGCUACAGUGAGUUGCCUCGCUGGGUGGCUGUGCGCUUCUCACCUACACAUGGUAUAGGAUGUGGCACGCGGGUCUUUGCAUUGAAGGGCACCUCCUCGUGGCGUGAUGUCUAUGCAGACAUUAAGCUCUUUGCCACCAUCGAGGUGCUGCAGGCCCUGUCCAAGAUCGUGCCAAUCUUGUCGCUUUUGCCCGUCGCCUUAGUGCAAGGCAUUGUAGGAUACACAGGCGGCGGUGGGGCCAAACUUCUCCGCUGCGAACGGCGCGAAGGCCGCGAAGGCACGCGAACGACGGAUGUCCAGGUUUUGACGGGUCACUCCUUGGGCGGCUGCAUCGCACAGAUCGUGGCAGCGAGGCAGCAGCUGCCUGCCUUGGUCUUCUCUUCUCCAGGAGUGCUGUACUCCGCACGGCGUUUCCAAAUCGUGCCUGAAAGCGCUCGCCAUGUCGUUGUGGUGGUGCCAGACGGCGAUGUGAUUGCCACAGUGGAUGAACAUGCAGGCGUGGUGCAGCGAAUCGCUUGCUUCAAGAAGAAUGGCCAGGCUGCUUCUACUGCCACCUGCCAUCGCCUGCGAAAGACUGCAUGCGAAGUGUGGCGUGCUUGUGGUGAUGCCUGGGGGCGGGACUUCUCAACCACCUGUGGCGGCUAUGUGUCGCCGGACUGUGGGGCCUGGGGCAAGUCUUGA
Durusdinium trenchii is the source of this 1626-nucleotide messenger RNA. Lineage: Eukaryota; Dinophyceae; Suessiales; Symbiodiniaceae. The record is from the annotation of a GenBank genome assembly.